UUUGUGUGGAAAUGUUUGCGGAAAGCUCGUGUGUGCGCGCUGCGCUGCUGGAAAGCGCUUUGGGUGCGCCGUCACCGUUAACUCUUAUCUCCUGAGGGUCUUAUCACGCGGUUAUCUCCUUGUUGGAAAGACAUAUUGCGUUUGGUUUCCUAUCUAUUACUAUGUGUGUGGGGUGUUUUUUUUUUUUUUUUGGCAAUAAUGAUGAGGCUCCAGUGUGAGAGCACUGAGUCAUGACACGGAUGGAUUCAGUUCUUCACUGGAGUCUCUACAGCAGGACAGAGAGAAGCACUGACUGGCUGCAAUGAGGCUAACUCAUCUCUUAUCCGUUUUCCACACACCGCGAGCUACCACACGGUUCCUGGAUGGACCUGGGCGAGCACAGCUGGUCCACAGUCAAGCGUGAAGUGUCCAGUAACCCGGGCUCGCCGUCUGAGCAGAGCUGCGUUCACGGCGAGCGCAGGGACGAGUUGAGGACAUCACCUCUGGACGCAGCGGGGAGUCGGCGCGCAGACACGCGGCCGCUGCCCUCCUACGCCGCCUUCGGCCACCCGGUGAGUUCGGACGACGUGCCGCUGUUCGCGGACCUGGACCAGGCCGCUAAGCUCGGCGCGCACAAGACCGGGAUCGUGGUGGACCCCGGCGACAUGUACUCGACGCUGGCCGCCUACGAGUCGCCGUCGGCAGCUUACAUGCACUCCAGUCCCAACUCGCCGGUGUACGUGCCGACCUCGCGGGUCGGGCCAAUGAUCCCGAGUCUGCCUUACCUUCAGCCGAGCGCGGCGGCGUCGCAACCGAGCCACGCGGUCAGCAGCCACGCCGCGUGGUCACAACCCGCCCCCGAGAGCCCGUCGUCCUACAGCACCGGGAGCCCACACGCCACCUCCACCCGCUUUCACUACUCACCAAGCCCGCCCGUGAACAACGGCACGGCAAGGGACUCGAGCUACCCGACCACGCUGAACGCCAGCGGCAGGGAGCAGUACCUGUCGCGGCCCCUGAGCGGCUCCUACACCGGGCCGUACGCGCCCUACGUGGGAGCGCAGCUGCCCCAGUUACCCACCGCGUGGCCCGCGGGACCCUUCGAUAACUCCAUGCUGCAUUCAUUACAGAGCCGAGCGGCGCCGCUCUCCAUCCGACCCGGGCCUGCAGACUUCCUCGAGGACGCGAUGGAGAGUCGGGAGUGCGUGAACUGCGGCUCCAUCUCCACCCCGCUGUGGAGGCGCGACGGCACCGGUCACUUUCUCUGCAACGCCUGCGGCCUGUACAGCAAAAUGAACGGCCUGAGCCGACCAUUAAUUAAGCCGCAGAAGCGCAUGUCGUCUUCCAGAAGAGUCGGCCUUUCCUGUGCAAACUGCCAGACCAGCACUACGACCCUGUGGCGCAGAAACGCAGAGGGGGAACCCGUGUGCAACGCAUGCGGACUCUACACUAAAUUACACGGGGUACCACGGCCGCUGGCUAUGAAGAAGGAGGGUAUUCAGACGAGGAAAAGAAAACCGAAAAACUUGAACAAAACAAAGGGAUCGUCUGGAAGCAGCUCUGUCCCCGUGACUCCAACAUCAUCAUCAUCUUCCGCCUCAGAAGAGAACUCGAAGAACAGUCCUCCAUCUGCACAGGUGGCCGUGACCUCGGUGAAUUCCUCCACUAUGGUGGGUCAUAUAGAAGUUCCAGGCACCACAGGCUCCAUAGUGAAGUACCCUGGCCAGGAGGGUCUGUACACUAACGUGGGAUUAAUGUCCAGCGGCGACGUGGCGGCGUCUGUACGAGGUGACACGUGGUGUCCCAUGGCUCUGGCCUGACACUGACCUGUGAGGGAAAUAAAAAGCUCCUCAUCGCUCUACUCCGCCUCUCCACAUCAUCCCUGGCAUUCAUUUGUAAAAUGGCUGCUUUCAUCACGGGCCUGGAGUUGCCCUGAGAAAAAAAAAAAAAAAAAAAACCCUCGUUCCGUGCUCACGACUUUUCUUCAGCUUUGGAGAGCUUGUGCAAAAAAAUUCCUACUACUCCAGUUUUUUUGGAAAUACACUCUCUGGAUGUUGAUAAUGAAGACUAUGUGUGCCAAUCCACAACGUGCCUUUGGUACUUUUUUUUCUAAAACACACACUGCACUACGAGUGUCGCUCCGAGGAGUACAUGGAUCAAAAGGUCUUUGUCGUGUGUGUGUGUGUGUGCGUGUGUGUGUGUGCAUAUGUAUAAAACUGCUAAUGGAUAUUUUCUUCCCACUUGGAAAGAGAGAAAAUGAUUGGAUUGCAUCUGAAAUGAUCAGAAGAGAAAUAUUUUCCGUCAGAAUUUCUUUUUUCAGUUUAACGGAAAGUGUUUUUUUUUUUUAAAUGUUAAAUUUAAAAUCGUUAAAACUGGAACUGAAGAUUGUGCCAACUCCCCCCUCCGCCCUGAAUGAAUGAAAUUGUAUUUAUAAUGCUGGCUGUUUAAGAUUAAUGCUUAUAUUUGUCAAAUAAAGAUAAUGACUGUUAGCGUAGGACCGACGCCUUGCUCCUUGUUUUUAAGUCUCCCUGUUUAUGAGCAUAUCUGUGUUUGCUGUUGGUGUAGCUGAUCGAUCCUAAUCUGCACAGGAUCUUCUGUUUAAAAAAAAAAAAAAAAGAAAAGAAAAGAAAAGAAAAAAGCUCUUAUUCAAUCUGACUGUAAUUGUAAUGGUUUAAUACAGGGUAUCUAGUUGCUUUGUAGCUUCUUGUUUGAUUCUUUUCGUGUCAAAUCAAAAGUGUGAUCUUUAAUGUUAAAUGGUACUUUUACUGUUGUUGUGCUGAUUAUGGAGGACUGAAAGGAUGAAAAUUCCAUACUGUUCAAUUACAGAAAAAAAAACAAACCAGCAAAACAAUAGCUAAUAUCUCUUAGAACAAAUAGCACUCAGAAAGUCUUUUCUGAUGCAUUUUUUGUUACAACACACAAUUGCAAAUUUUCUUUUUCUUGAUAUAAGACAUAACUACCUAACUUAACACAUUGGUAUGCAAAUACUAGAAUAUUUUUAUUUGAAUUGUUUAUCCUUUUUUUUUCUUCUCACAAUGAAAUAUACUUAAAUAUAUAUACAUUGAGGAAAAAUGUUUGGAUUUGGUUUUAUUAUUUAGAGUGAUUUUUUUUGCUUCUUGUUGGUUAUCAUCCUGGCCACAGAUAAGCUGUUAAAAUAAUUCACGACCCGAGUGACUCACUGCGUCACGUCCCAAAUGGAGGCUCAAGAGCUUCAGAGUAGAUAUACGUUUAUCCCUGAAUGAUCCAUUUAGACCUGUUUUGACUUUAAGUAGAGUCUCGGGAGCACUAGAAGGACCUUUAGAGAAGAAUCUUACGAAACUGAUCUUCUCUCACCAAAGUGGGAGAACUUUUAGUUUUUACGUUGUUUUGUGUGUGUGUGUGUGUGUGUGUGUGUGUAUGUGUGUGAGUGUGAGUGUGUGUGAGUGUGUGAGUAACACAAGCAACAUUUGACGACAAUCCUUUCUUUUUUCUUUUCAUUCUGUAGAGUUAUUUAUUUCUUUUUAAGAAAAAAAUGUGGUGUGUUUCUUAGAGGUGUUUUCUUAUUUUAUUUUGCAUUAAUGUAUUUGUAUUUUACGGCUGUAUUUUUUUUGGGCAAUCAUUUCAUUUUAAAACACACAGAAGGCUUCGUUCUAUUUCCAGAGAAAGUCUCUGUGUUUUUCUAUCAAAAUUUCAAAGGGGUUGCAAUGUUGUGUUUGAUCCUGACCCGAUUUGUCUUGACCAGAAAUGGAAGACAUUUUGUACAUUUCUUUUCUGCGUUUCAUGAAACACUGUGUCUCUUCGUCCUCUUUCGUGUACUGAAUAGACUAUUGAGCAAAGGCAUGUCAACUAUUUUUAAUCCCGAAACCCAAGCAUUUUACUGCGAAUGUUGCAAAUGCUGCGAGUUCACCCACACUGGACAAAUAAACAAGAGCAGGAACUUAAUUGACAA
Pangasianodon hypophthalmus (striped catfish) is the source of this 3907-nucleotide messenger RNA. RefSeq names its product GATA binding protein 6 (gene gata6). Lineage: Eukaryota; Metazoa; Chordata; Actinopteri; Siluriformes; Pangasiidae. Gene Ontology annotation, cellular component: nucleus. Gene Ontology annotation, biological process: negative regulation of transcription by RNA polymerase II; cell fate commitment; positive regulation of transcription by RNA polymerase II. The transcript has 7 exons. The record is from RefSeq and is a predicted model, not a curated record. The coding region runs from base 363 to 1799 and encodes 478 amino acids. Gene Ontology annotation, molecular function: DNA-binding transcription factor activity, RNA polymerase II-specific; zinc ion binding; RNA polymerase II cis-regulatory region sequence-specific DNA binding.